UGUAAGUGUAGGGGUAGGGGCAAGUAGUUAACGGCACAGGUAAAGUUCUUUCAGAAUUAGGACAUUAUUUGCAAAAAAAAAUAGUAUUUUGCCUUAAAUUAGUACGUUUACGAACCCUGUGUCUGACGUAUACAAAACACUGCAAAGGGCUCGGUUCUAAAUAGCUUUAUGAGAUGGUCUCAUUACCAACGAUGAAUGCGUUGCGGGUGUGCACAGUACUUGAGGACAGUCUUGACCAACUCUCCGUCCUGGGAUAUAUUAUGCCCGUCUCUUAUCAUGGCCGCAGCGAUAUGGUGAGAAAUGAAAUUGGUGGAAUUCUAAAACGUCAGAGGCACCUGGAGGGAAAAUUUGAGGAGCUGAUGGGAUUACGUUUAGAUGCUCAGAUAACUUCACCUUCCCCAUUAAAUAAAUUGGCACAUUUGAAAAGCCAGGUGGAGGAAACGAGCGGAAAGCUGAAAAUGAGCAAUGAGCAGUUCACCCGGGCUGUGAAGCAAAGCCCUCUGACACCAGACAACCUGAAGAAGGUCCAGAUGGACAGGCAGUUUGCAGCAGACACCAUUGCUGACAUGCUAAAGGAACUGGAAGUCUCAGGGUCUUUUCAGAGCCUCCAGCAGGCCGUGGCCAGAGAGAAGGAGAAGAAAGCCAACUUCUACAGCACAAUAGCCAGAGAAGAAGAGGGAAGGAAGAAGAUAAAGUCACUACAAAAGCAGCUGCAGGAUGUCAAGAAGGAAAAAGAGAUGGAGAUGCAGAGCCGCACUGAACUCAUUGCUCACCUGAAAGAUCAGCUGCAGGAGAUGAAAGCAAAGACUGGUAUGGAGGACAAGUAUGUCAAGAAGGACACAGAUCUGCAAGUAUCUCAAACUCAAAAAAAAUGCAACAUCGCAGAAUCUGACCUGCAAAAAGAGCUUCAGGCUGUUAAGGAUAAAAUGGACGAGGAGAUCAGAGUCCAUAUGGAGAUUGAUAAUUUCCUGAGGCAGCAUCAGCAAGAGCUGGAGGAGAAACUUGAAUACUGGAUGGAGAAAUACGACAAAGAUACUGAGGAGAAACAGACUGAACUGAAUAAUUUGAAGUCCGCAAGAGCUAAUGAUCUUACGCUACUGCAGGAUCUGGCCAAGCAGUAUGAAGAUUAUGAGCGAGUGAUUAUUGAAGAUCGCUUGGAGAAGGAAAAUGCUCUGAAAGAGAAGAGGCAAGCAGAGACUGAGCUGGAGAGCACAAUCAAGAUUCAAGCCUGGUGGAGAGGAACAAUGGUCCGAAGAGGGCUAGGACCCUACAAGAAAACCAAGGACAAGAAAGGGAAAGCCAAAGGAAAGAAAGGAAAAGCAAAAAAAGGAGGAAAGAAGAAGAAAUAACUAUUCAAUCAACUAGCUAAUUGAAAGUAAACAAGGAGCCAGGACUCUAUGAAAACAUGUAAAAAUCAGACAUGCAUUUUACUUGUAGCAUGGAUGUGAAGCUGAAACUGUGCCAUUC
Molecule: messenger RNA, 1467 nt
Organism: Spea bombifrons (plains spadefoot toad)
Lineage: Eukaryota; Metazoa; Chordata; Amphibia; Anura; Pelobatidae
Gene: IQCG
Product: IQ motif containing G
Exons: 10
Coding region: 174-1349 (391 amino acids)
Biological process (GO): cilium organization; sperm axoneme assembly
Cellular component (GO): sperm flagellum; cytoplasm
Molecular function (GO): protein binding
Source: RefSeq, a predicted model, not a curated record